AUGACUUCCGUCGAUAAGGAACUUGAAGAAGAGCUUUUAGAAGCGGGUGAAAAGCUUCUAGAUCCUCCUUCUUCCGUCGACGAUUUAAUAACUGUUUUAAUCCAAAUUGAAAAAUGCCUUUCAAAGGUUGAGCAGUCACCUUCUGAAUCUAUGCAUAAUGCACUCUCUCCAGCAUUGAAAGCAUUGAUUGCUGAUGAUCUUAUAAAGCAUUCAGAUGAUGAUGUCAAAGUUGCACUUGCCUCCUGCUUCAGCGAGAUAACAAGAAUCACCGCACCUGACGCUCCUUAUGAUGAUGAUCAAAUGAAGGAGGUCUUUAGAUUAAUUGUAUCUUCAUUUGAAAAUCUGCAUGAUAAAUCAAGCCGAUGGCACUCGAAGAGGACUUUAAUCCUUGAAACUGUUGCAAAGGUCAGGUCAUGUGUGGUAAUGCUGGACCUUGAAUGUGAUGCACUCAUUUUGGAGAUGUUUCAGCAUUUCUUGAAGACAAUAAGGGCAUAUCUUCCUGAUAAUGUUUUCUCGUCCAUGGAAACCAUAAUGAUCCUCUGUCUUGAGGAAAGUGAAGAUAUAUCUCUUGAUCUACUCUCUCCAAUCUUAGAGAGUGUGAAGAAAGACAAUGAGGAAGUUUUGCCAAUUGCUCGAAAGUUGGGGGAAAGAGUUCUUGAAAGUUGUGCAGCAAGACUCAAACCCUAUUUAGUGCAAGCUGUGAAUACCUUGAGUAUUUCUUUGGAUGAUUACAGUGGUGUUCUUGCCUUAAUAUGCAAUGAUUCAUCUGAUAACUCAAUGCAAAAUGAUGUUCAUGAUUGCAAAUCAGCUGAAGAGCCUGUGGAGGAAUCGGCACAGGUGGAUAGCGAGAUUACAAAAGAAGCCACACCACCACAACAAGAUAAUGAUGCUGAUGGGGACAGGUCUCCUAAGUCUGUCAUGAGCAAUGGCAUUGCACAGGCUGGAGAAGAUGAUACUUUAGUAGAAUCAAAGCCUCUUAAGAAGCAGGAUGGUACUGACUCUCCCGGUCUGUCCAAAGGUAAUAAUUUGUCAGUUAAUGAGGAACGCAAUGAUUUGGACACUGAAAUAAUCGACAGUAAAGAACACAAGCUGGAGCGCAGUAUCAAGAGGAAAGGAAAGAAAACCAGCUCUUCAAAACCCGCCAAGCCUGCUAAGAGAUCAAAUGUGGUUAGUGAGAAGGAAGCUGAGAAAACAUUUGACUCUAAAAGUCCCAGCAAAGAAGUUCCUAGUUCUCUUAACGAUGACAGUGUUGUUGAGGCUACAGGAACGUCAGAGAAUGACAAAGAGAUUAAAACUACAAUUUCAUCUCCGAAAGUAGGUGACAUCGAAUCUGAUGCUAUUAUUUCUCAUUCACCAAGUGAGAGCAAUCAUGAUGAGAAUCGUUCUAAGAAACGUGUACGAACAAAAAAGAAAGGUAGCUCUGUGAUAGACGUGACUGCAGGACAUAUUUCGAAAAAGGUGUCUGAAGGAACAUGUGAUUCUGAAGUAAAAUCAGCAAGACCAUCAGCAAAGAAGGGACUCGGUCGUAGCUCUGAUGUGAAAGCAUCUACUGUUGUUGAUGCAGUUAAAAAGGGUAGUGGAAAAUCAGAAGAAAAAACCAAGGGCGAUGGUGGGUCAUCUUCGCGGAAGCCAGAGGACAAGAAAAAGGGUAGUGGAAAAACAGAAGAAAGAACCAAGGUUGAUGGUGGGUCAUCUUCGCGGAAGUCGGAGGAUAAGAAAAAGAAGGGACAGGUGAAAGGCAGUUCUGAAAAGGGUUUAGCAAAACCUUCCUCUAAAGAUGAAGAUAAGGUAAUGGUAUCUUCACUUAAGUCAGCUACAAAAACAACCAAAGAUGAACAUUCAGAGGAUACUCCCAAGACAAAUUUGAAAAGGAAGCGCACUCCAGGAAAAGAAAAAGUGCUUGAUAUCAAGAAAAAUGAUGAAAAACUUAUUGGAAAGCGGGUUAAAGUUUGGUGGCCAGAUGAUGAUAUGUUUUAUGAAGGUGUUGUUGAUUCUUUUGAUUCUUCCAUUAAGAAGCACAAGGUCUUAUAUGAUGAUGGUGAUGAGGAAAUAUUGAAUCUCGAAGAGGAGAAAUGGGAGAUUGUUGAAGCUGAUGCUGAUCCAGAUGUGCAGGAAGAAGGAAGUCAUCAAGCAAAUCCUGAUCCUUCGAUUGAUAUGCCCCUUAAAAAGAAAGGGAAAACAAAUGCUGGUGAAUCAAAAAAGGAAGGAAAGAAGGACUCUUCUUCUAAAAGUGGAAGAGCAUCAUCAAGUAAAUCAAAGACGCCAUCCAUCAAGUCUACCCAAAAAUCCAAGACUGUUGGCAAGUCUGACGGCGAAGUUACUAAAAAAUCUAAGGAUUCUGCACAAAAAACUGGUGGUAAAUUUGAGGAUCGAUCUGUGAAAAGUGGUGGUCAAUCUGAUGAACGUUCUGUGAAAAGUGGAGGUAAGUCUAUUGAUUCUACACAAAAGAACAAUUCCAAGAAGACAGAUGGUUCCAAGAUAAAGAAAUACAAAGAUGAUGAUGUUGACACACCAAAGCCUUCUGGUUCCAAGAUAAAGAAAUCCAAAGAUGAUGAUGUUGACACACUAAAGCCUUCCACUAAUUCUAAGCAAGAAACUGUGAAAACUGGAAAAUCCAAGCAAGGAACAAAUAAGACUGUAGAAGAUGAUGAUGAUGACACCCCAAUGCCUUCUGCCAAUUCUAAGCAAAUAACAGUGAAAACUGGAAAAUCUAAGCACGGAACAUCUAAGAUUGCAUCUUCCUCCAAGCCAAAACACACCAAAAGUACUGGCAAGGUGAAUUUUGAUUUGAUGCUGACAGAAGAUUCAGAAAAUGAGAACUCUGAAGACUCAACGAAAGAGGUUGAAGAUAUGAAGGUCAAGACACCUAGUUCAUUGAAAGCUGGAAGUGUGGUCAAGAGCGGAAAGAAACGAGCAAGAAACUAG
Molecule: messenger RNA, 2925 nt
Organism: Lathyrus sativus (Indian pea)
Lineage: Eukaryota; Viridiplantae; Streptophyta; Magnoliopsida; Fabales; Fabaceae
Source: the annotation of a GenBank genome assembly